This is a messenger RNA of Pelagomonas calceolata, 4377 nucleotides long. Lineage: Eukaryota; Pelagophyceae; Pelagomonadales; Pelagomonadaceae. The record is from the annotation of a GenBank genome assembly.
CGGUAUAUUGAGCUGCGUACAGCGCCACUCGUCAUAUCUGACGUCGAGGCGCUGCGCGAGCAGUGGCCUGUGACCGCCCGGACCGCGCCCCAAAGCGACGCGGCCCAAAGACGCGCCAAAACCGAGCACCCGGCCCAGAGCCCCAAGAUGGCCGCUACCGUCGCCCCCGCGGGCCACAUCUGCGUCCUGCGCUCGAACGGCGACGACGGCAACCGCAUCCCGCUGGACGCCAGCGCGGCGGCGACCGUGACCUUCGGCCGCGCGCUCACGUCGGACGUGCGCAUCGCGCUCGCGCACUGCUCGCGCCUCCACGCCGAGCUGCGCGUGGACCAGAACGCGCGCGUGUCGCUGGUCAACCACGCCAAGGCCGCGAACGCGACGCUCCUGAACGCGCAGCCGCUCGCGCCCAAGGCCGCGCGCGACGUGCGCGACGGCGACGUCUUCGAGAUCUGCGGCAAGCGCUUCCGUUUCGAGGCGUCCGUGCUCGCGGCGACGACGACGAUGGCCUCGAUCACCGAGGAGGAGAACGUGACGGCCGAGAAGCGGGACGUCGCGAAGCCGCUGCCGUCGGGCCUGCUCCAGGCGAUCACGGCGCGCCGCCGGUCGUCGGUCCUCGGGCGGCCCGCGAAGCCGCCGCCGCCGCCGCCGCCGCCCCGCGCGGCGCCCGCGGCCCCGAGCUUCUCCGCCGAGCUCAAGGCCGCGACGGACCGGCGCCUCGCCGCGCUCGAGGGCGCCAAGCCCGCGCGGCCGCCGGGCUGGCGGCCGCCGCCGCCGCCGCCGCGCGCGGCCGCCGCGCCGGUGCCCCAGGACCUCGCGGGCGAGCUGCGGGCCAAGCUCGCCGCGCGGCGCGCGCGCGUCGCCUCGACGGGCGACCGCGACUCGACGGCGGCCGCGGCCCCGCCGGCGCGGCCCUUCGCGGCCGUGCUCAAGGCGCGCCUCCUGCAGCAGGCGGGGCGCAAGUCACUCACGGCGGGCGAGGUGCUCCGCAAGGCCGAGGCCGCGCCCGAGGCGGCCGCGCCGGAGCCGGAGCCGGCUGCCAUGGAGGCCGAGCCGGCCGCGCCGGCCGAGCCGACGCCCCUGGAGCCCGCCGCGGCCGCGCCGGAGCCGGAGCCCGCCGCCGAGCCCGCGCCCAUGGAGGAGGCCGAGCCGGUUCCCGCGCCCGCCGAGGCGGCCGAGCAACCCGCGGCGAUGGAGACCGAGCCGGUGGCGGCCGCGCCGGAGGCCGAGCCCGCGGCCGAGCCCGCUGCAGCGGCGCCUGAGCCGGCGGCAAUGGAGACCGAGCCCGCAGCCGAGCCCGUCGCCGAGCCCACGGCCGAGCCCGCGGCCGAGCCCCCUGCCGAGCCCGUCGCCGAGCCCGCGGCCGAGCCCGUCGCCGAGCCCGCGGCGGCGGAAGCUGAGCCCGUCGCCGAGCCCGCGGCGGCCGCGACUGAGCCCGCGGCAACUGAGCCCGCGGCGAUGGAGACGGAGCCCGUCGCCGAGCCUGCCGUCGAGCCCGUGGCGACGGAAGCGGCGCCGGAGCCCGCCGCGAUGGAGACCGAGCCCGAGGCCGCGGAGGCCGAGCCGUCGCUGUCGACGCAGGAGAACUCGCAGGACUCGCUGACCGACGCGGCCGUCGGCGGCCUGACGCAGGAGGAGUCGCUCGGGGCCGAGCCCGUCGCGGCGAAGCCGCCGCGGCCGAGCGUGCGCUUCGCGGUCGAGGAGGCGCCGCCGCGGCCGGCCGUGCGCUUCGCGGCGUCGCCCGCGAAGGCGCGCGGCGUCACGUUCGCGCCGCUCGCCGGCGCGACGCCGUCGCGGUCCGGCGGCGGCCUGCGGCGGCCGACGCCCUUCCGCCCGGCGUCCGCCGACGGGCCUGCCUCGCCCAAGGCCCAGGCGGCGCUCGCGGCGUCGCCCUGGGCGCGGCCGAAGGAGGAGACGGUGCGCGUCGACGCCCUGCCCGCGGGCCUGCGGCGCGAGGUGCUCGACGCGCGCCAGCAGGACCUCGUCAAGGCCGCGGUCGCGGCGGCGGCGCGGAGCUGGGCCUCGGUGGCCAAGGCGCCGAAGGCCGAGGCGGAGGCCGCGCCGUCGGCGACGGACGUGCUCGCGGCGGCGACGGCGCCCGUCGACGACCACACGCUGACGCGCGAGGGGUCGCGGAGCAUCGCCGCGCUGCUCGAGGGCGCCGACGACGAGGAGGCGGCGCGGAAGCGCCGCCUCAAGCGCGCGCGCAAGCGCCAGAGCAACCCCGGCGACGCGCGCGCCGCGAUGCGGCGCAAGGAGGCCCGGCGGCGGCGCCAGUCCAUCGCGGCGCUGCCCGAGCUCGGCGAGGUCUGGGACUGGCUCACGGCGCUGCACGAGACGACGGAGACGGCGGCGCCGAAGCCCGAGGCCGUCGCGCGCGUGCCCGAGCUCCAGGAGGCCUGGGGCUGGAUGGAAUCGUUGGAGGACCCCGAGCUGCGGGCCGCCGGCGCCGAGGCCGUGCGGAACUCGCGGAAGUCCCUGGCGGCGGGCGACGCCGCCGGCGCGUGGCGCUGCCUCGUGGGCACGGGCGAGUUCGGGGGAGAGAACCGCUUCGCGGCGCUCUACGAGUCCUCGGACGACGACGCGGACGACGAGGUCGUGGAGCUGCUGGCGGACAUGGAGGCGGCCGUCGCGCCGGAGGCGCUCGCAAAGGUUCAGGAGAAUGCGCAGUUGCUCGUCGACCGGGAGAUGGAGCCCCGAUUGGCGUACGCGUGCGUCCUGGAUCGCCACUACGGCGGCAACGACACGGUCGACCUGGGCGAGGCCUGGAGCUGGCUCGAGACCCUCAGCAAGAAAGACGAGGACGCGCGGCGCGCCGUCGAGGCCGCGAACUCCGAAAACAUUUCGGUGAGCGACUUGGCCGCGUUAGCCUCGGAAUGUUCGGACAAGGACAAGGCCCUCAUCGCGCAGCGGGCCGAGGACGUCGCCAAGGCCGGCGUGGCCUACGGCCCGGCCUUCGCCUCGGCGCUCGACUCGUUCGCGGCGGACCCCGAGGGCUUCGCGGGCCGCGAGACGAAUUCGAAUGAAGUGGUCGAGGCGGCGCCCGCCGCGCUCGAGGACGCCUGGGCUGCUUUAGAGUCGCGGGACCAGGCCCGGGACCAGUUCAACGACGACGCGACGGACGCCGGCGACGACGUCGCUAAUAUGGAGGACAUGGACGACGACGACGCGCACGUGCGCGACGAGACGCCGCCGGAGGAGGACGAGCCCGGCGACGUCACGCGCAUCUUCCGCGAGGCCUUCCUCCGGGCGAACGCGCUGGACGAGGCGCCGGACCGCCGCGCAUCGACGCUGCCGGCGCUCGCCGACGCGCUCAAGCAGCUCGAGGGCGUCGACUCGCCGGCGGCGCGCGCGGCGCGGCGCGCGUCGGUCGCGGGCCUGAGCGGGCUGAGCGACGCGUGGCGCUGGGUCGACGAGCUCGACGACGAGCUGAAGGAGAAGGCGCUCGACGCGAAGCGGGCGGCGCUCGGCGCCGUGCCCGACGUCGCCGCGGCGUGGGCGGCCGUCGAGGCGUGCGAGGACCCGGUCUUGCGGCGGGCGGCCAAGGAAUUAAGAAGGGCGUGCUCGGACGACACGACGAACGUGGGCGAGGUGCUGCUCUGGCUGACGCGGGCCGCGGAGGUCGCCGCGGCGGACGAGGAGGACGUCGUCAUCAUGGAGCCGGCGGCGCCGCCGUCGCCCGUCCGGACCUUCGACGCCGCCGCGGCGCGCCGGGCCUGCAAGAAGCUCACGGUGCCGAAGCUGCGCGCGGCGCUCGCCGAGAAGGGCCUCGACACGAAGGGCCUGAAGGUCGCGCUCGUCGAGCGGCUCGUCGGCGCGCUGCGCGCCGAGGCGACCGGCGAGGCGCCGGCGGCCGCCGAGCCGGCCGCUCCGGAGGCGUCCGACGCGAUGGAGGCCGAGCCCGCCGCUCCGGCCGCGCCGGAGGCGUCCGACGCGAUGGAGGCCGAGCCGGCGUUCGACGAGGCUUCCGCGACGAAGGCUGCGAAGAAGCUAAAGGUCGCCGAGCUCCGGGCCGCCCUGGAGGCCGCGGGCGCGGACACGAAGGGCCUCAAGGCCGCGCUCGUCGAGCGCCUCGUCGGCGUCCAGCGCGCGGCCGCCGGGGGCGCGCCGCCCGCCGCGCCCGAGGCGUCCGACGCGACGGAGGCCGCGCCCGAGGCCGAGGAGGGCUUUGAUGAAGCCGCGGCGACGCGCCAGGCGAAAAAGAUGAAGGUCGCGGAGCUCCGCGCGGCGCUCGAGGCCGCGGGCGCCGACACCAAGGGGCUCAAAGCGGCGCUUGUGGAGCGGCUCGUGGGCGUCCAGCGCGCGGCGGCGAGCGGCAAGCGGGCCGCGGAGCCCUCCGACGAGGCCGAGCGGUCGCCGAAGAAAUCCCGCAGGGCGUGA